Homalodisca vitripennis (glassy-winged sharpshooter) is the source of this 4084-nucleotide messenger RNA. Its product is annotated as B-cell receptor-associated protein 31. The transcript is spliced from 2 exons. Gene Ontology annotation, cellular component: endoplasmic reticulum; endoplasmic reticulum membrane. The record is from RefSeq and is a predicted model, not a curated record. Bases 208 to 897 code for a protein of 229 amino acids. NCBI's taxonomy places the organism in Eukaryota, Metazoa, Arthropoda, Insecta, Hemiptera, Cicadellidae. Gene Ontology annotation, biological process: intracellular protein transport; endoplasmic reticulum to Golgi vesicle-mediated transport.
UUACUUCACAGUGACGUAUCGGAAUUUAAGCAGAGGGGCAGAAUUUCAUGACUCACACUACUCUUUCCUUGCUGUUGUUAGCACUGGAAGUUUCAGUUUCAUAUUUCAUCAUUGAUAGUCAUUCCGUUUUUGUGGUUGGUUGAUAUUGUGUUUUGGUAACUGGAUUACCGGAUUUCCUCAGUGAAGUGAAAUAAACUUUGAGCCAAAAUGAGUUUGCAGUGGACACUGAUUGCUGGGUUUUUGUACGCUGAGAUAUUUGUAGUCCUGUUACUUGUGCUUCCAGUUGCCUCUCCCGUGAGGUGGCAGAGACUCUUCAAGUCCAGGUUUCUGCAAGCAGUUACAAAUCAAGCAUCUUGGUAUUUUGCGUUCAUUUUGUUCGUGUUGGUUCUGUUCUUGUGUGACGCGAUCCGUGAAAUGAGGAAGUACUCGAGUGCCGAAGAAGCUGAAAAACACGCUCAUCUCGACGCUGAAAUGCAAGUCAACAUGCGACUGUUCAGGGCUCAAAGGAACUUUUACAUAUCUGGAUUCGCUCUAUUUUUGUCACUCGUCAUCCGCCGAUUGGUGUCUUUGAUCAGCCAACAAGCUGUAUUGCUCGCUCAGAGUGAAGCGGCCAUGAAACAAGCACAAUCGGCCACUACCACUGCGAGAUCACUUCUGUCUCAGAAGGGGUCCGGAGAAGUUGCACAAAACAGUUCAAAUGAGGCUCACGACAAAGAGGUAACGGACUUGAAAGAGAAAAUCAAAGCUCUCGAGCGUGACCUGAGCCACGAGAAGAAGGACAAAGAAGCCAUGAUUUCACAAUCUGAAUCGAUCAAAAAGGAGUACGAUAGAUUGUUGAAUGAACACAGGAAGAUCCAAGAAAAAGUGGCUGCUAGCAACAGUGAUAAAGAAGAUUAAAACAUCAGUUUUAGCUUAUGAGUGUUUUUACCUUAAAGCUUUUAUUGUUUAGUCUUUUGUAUAGAUUUUUGUUCCUUUGUUUACUUGUAAUUUUUUUAAUCGAAAAUAUUAAACUAUUUGAAAUGUGCUAAGACAUUCUUUCAGGUACACUGUAGCUUUGUUAUAUGAAAAUAAUUCAUCACUGAGGCUUGAAAUGCCAACUUGUAUUAAAUCACAUAAUCUUGAACUGAUUGUUGUUAAAAACCUGAAUUAUUUGCUUAGGCAUUAAUUUAAUUUAGCAUUUAAAAAUACUGCAUUUCAUUGAAAAUUUAAUUUUGGUGGUGAUAUACUUGAAUACUACCAAUUACAUUACUAGUUAAUUAUUAGCUUUAACAUACAGUGGAACCUUAAUCAAGUAUAUAUAUCAAUGCAAUCAAAACCCUUGCAUUAUUGAGUUUAAUUAUUUAAAUGAUCGGUGCUUAGUUGUCAAUCAGUACUGUGAAAAGUGGCGUACAAUUAACAUGUCAGUUAUGUUGUACUGUUAUUGUGUGUUGUGCUAUUCUUUUACCAGUUACACUCAUUUUAGUAAGUUUAUUAUUCAUUCACAAGUUUUUUUGUAUUUAAAAAACUUUGUUAAAUCCCUUAAAUAGGUUUGAAUUAUAAAAGAAAAAAAUCAUACUUUUUAUAACUGUUUAAAAAAAUGUAAAAUAUUAUUUAAAAAAAUACAUUUUUGUUAUAAUGUAUUUUUGAAUGUGCACAGUCGUCAUUUUAAUUAACUUUUCAUUUUGUAAUUUUAAUUUAACUUUUAGACAGACACUUGUUAAAAAUCCUUUAUUAGGGAAAAUCUAUUAGUGGUACAAGGCGUUAAAACUAAUUAUUAAAUUUAUUUCAAAGAUAGUCUCUAAUAACCUAAGAUUCAAGCUCAGUGUAUGAUAACCAGCCAUUUGCUUUGCUACAAUAUUAAAGGGUGUCAGAGAAUAUUUAACAAACAUUUUUGUAUGGCUAUUUUAGUUUUCCAAUUGUAAUCGAGUACUGUAUCAUUUCAAAGAUAGUCUCUAAUAACCUAAGAUUCAAGCUCAGUGUAUGAUAACCAGCCAUUUGCUUUGCUACAAUAAUAAAGGGUGUCAGAGAAUAUUUAACAAACAUUUUUGUAUGGCUAUUUUAGUUUUCCAAUUGUAAUCGAGUACUGUAUCAUUGCAGUCAGAGACGUGUGUAAAACAUUGCAGUGAUCAUCUUUGUGGACUUUAUGUCCGGGGUAGUUUUCUCAAAAAGUUGUUCAAUGAUUUAUGCUGUGGAUCCUAGCAAUUGUCCUCAUUUUUGUUGUAUUAAUAAUCUCUCCAAAAAGUUUUCUUCAAUUUUAUUAUUAAUUUGUUUCUCGAAUGAGGAAAUUACAGAGGUUUUUGCAUUAGAUUAUUAUUCCGCACCAAUGUCUAGCUAAGGAUUGACAUGAUGAAACUUAUUGAGAUACUAAGUAAUCUAUUUAUAAAUCACUUAUAUCUUCAACAGCCAUUGGCAUUAAUAUUGACCUUGUAUGAUUUCCUGAUAUCUCGCUUAGAUGAAUCAUUAUUAUGUUUUAUAUUGCAAUGAGUUACUUUGCAUUUUAAUGUCUGUAGGAUCCUACUACCAUACUAUUUAUAUUAAUACUGAUAUUGUUAUUAUAAACACCUAAUGAUUAUUAAUAUAAACUAUGCUAGUGCUAACACAAUAGUUUUGAUUUCUUAAGCAUUUAAUCAUUGUCAGUUUUUGAUUCAACUCAAAUACAGCUAAUUUUUGGUUUUCAGAGAUUUAAUACAACUCUGUAAUUUACACAUAUACUGCAUUGAAUUCAAUAUUAUAAAAUAUAUCCAAAGAUUAGUCAAUUAAGCCUAUAUAAACUGAAUUGUAUAUAUAUGAACUAUCCCUAGACACACGUUACAGCAGCAUAUAGACUAAGGAGUGGGAAAGAUUGUUAGCAUGUAAAUUACUUCCCAUCAAAUUGUAUGACAAACAUCAGAGUAGACUUCAGCAGAUCUUGUAACUUGCCUGCACAGCUCUGACGGUCAACGUAAACUGACAUUUGAAAGAAUGACAGUAAACAACGCUUCUGUGUAUAAGAUUUAGCCAUUCUGCCAAAGAAUAUGUUGUGAAUUGUUUUAUAAAAUUUAUUAAAAAUGUAUGAACAGAAUUUUAGCCACAGUAAUUUGUUUAGUUCAUAUAACAAAGGAAAUAAGAUAUAAGACACGGUUUGUACAGAUAUUAAAGAAUCAAAUUUAUAGGAAAAUAUUUAUGUUAACAAUCCAUUAGACACAAUUUAAUCCUAAGCUUCAAUUAAAUUACUAAAUUCAUUUAUUUAAAAACCAAUUUUGAAUUUGUUUUUAAGAUUUCAAUUUUGUUUAGCUAAUCUUGUAUAGAUGUAUAUAGACAGGCAGUAGCCAAUUUAAAUAUUCACAUAGAGAGCUAUAUUUUUAUAGCAAAUAAUUAAUAGACGAGAAUUUGUGGAAUAAAAAUCAAACUGUCCCAGUAGCGAAAUUAUUCACUCCUGUAGUCUAUUAACAAAUCUGGAUUUACAUUAGUUUAGGUGUUAUUAUCUAAUUAGGCUUAUGAAUUCACAUUUUCUACAAAUGCCUAAUUAUUCUUUUGUAGUGAUUAACUAACAGGGAUUUGACUUAGCUGUAAGUUUACUUUAUUCUGUAUGUAAUGAGUUUCUAUUUCAGUGGGAUUUCUAAAGUAUCUAGAGCUAACAGACAUAUAACAUAGGCCCCUUCAUUAUAAAUACCAUAUUUUAUUUUUUAUAAUGUUCAUGCAAGUUAUUUUAUUGUAUCAAAAUUAAAAUAACAAUAGUUAAUAAAUCUUAUAUUUAAUUUAAAGACUGAUUUAAGCUAUAAUUUGCACGUUUUUGAAACUGUAAAUUUAUGCAAGGAAGAAUAGUUGUCAACAUGGUUAUAUUUAACUUUUACAUAAGUUGUUAAAUUCUAGUACCUAGUUGCGUAUAAAUAGUGUGAUAUAUUUUCAAUUUUAACACAAAGUGACUUUUGUAGGCUAUUUUUUGUAAGUUUGAUGUGACUUAAAAUGUCCUGUAUUUAAAGUGAAAUAUCUGUUUUUCGUUACCUACAUGAUUGCUGUAACUAGUUAGAGGAUUGUUAUGUGUCCACAAUUGUAUAUUUGUGUAGUGCCAGAUUUUGUUAACAAAUAACUCAUAUUUUGGAAAUAAACUUUCAAUCGUUUCAAA